This is a messenger RNA of Oldenlandia corymbosa var. corymbosa, 1604 nucleotides long. NCBI's taxonomy places the organism in Eukaryota, Viridiplantae, Streptophyta, Magnoliopsida, Gentianales, Rubiaceae. The record is from the annotation of a GenBank genome assembly.
AUGAAAAACCAAGUUGGAGGAUUCUCUGUGGUGUUGUUUUCGGGAGUUGUUAUUUUCUUCAUCUUCAUUCUCUUCUUCAAUGAUUCCAGAGGUGUGAUUUAUGGUGGUCGACGUUCCUUUUCAAGGUCAAAUUAUAAUGACGAUGAUUCUCCGACCACCGUCAAUCAUCUGGCAUUCGGGCUACAAGGAUCCGAGAAAACGUACCAUUUUCGACGUUACUACGUUGAAUCAUGGUGGAAGCCUGAUAAAUUUAGAGGGUACGUUUAUCUUGAUAAACCUCCCCAAGGAAAUCUUCUACCCUGGUCCAAAAUCUCUCCUCCUUAUAGAGUCAACGACAACAUCAGCAAAUUAAUCAGUGAACUCAAACCAAUCAACCCUCUUAUGGCCCGAAUGGUUCAUGGGAUCUCGGAGUUGUUUCGUGAAGAACACCAAGAGCUUAGGUGGCUAAUCAUGGGUGACGACGACACAGUAUUUUUUGUGGAUAAUUUGGUUGAAGUUCUUUCCAAAUAUGAUCAUACUAAGUAUUAUUACAUUGGGAAUCCAUCCGAAUUCGUUUUGUCGAAUUUUUGGUUCAGUUUCAAUCAGGCAUUUGGUGGCGGGGGGAUUGUUUUGAGUUAUCCAUUGGCAAAAGCUCUUGUUGAUGAUAUGGAUCGUUGCCUGAGGAAGUAUUCUAAUCUUUCGGCGGAUACCAUGACAAUGGCUUGUAUAGCUGACCUUGGAGUUGAUUUAACUGUCCAUAAAGGCCUUCAUCAGAUGGAUUUAAGAGGUGAUGUAUCAGGUUUCUUGUCGGCUCACCCUAAAGCUCCGGUGUUGGCCUUCCAUCAUAUUGACACUGUGAAUCCAUAUUUCCCAAAAAUGACCCGAGCAAAUGCAUUGAAACAUCUAAUGAAAGCCGGCGACGUUGAUCAAUCGCGUCUGUUUCAACAAACCAUAUGUCACGAUCAGAAAAGGAAUUGGUCAUUUUCAACGGCUUGGGGUUACUCGGUAAAUAUUUACGAGCGAAUAAUGCCUCGCAGUUGGCUAACGAUUCCCAUCGAAACUUUUAUCGGAUGGCAUCCUGACCAGAAGCAGCAGCCGCGUUACAUGUUCAAUACCAGAAACCCGCUCGGAGACCCUUGCGAAACUCCGCAUGUGUUCUUCUUCGAGUCAAUUAAGAAAACAUCAAAUGGCCAGAUUCUUACGAGGUAUUCUAGGUCGGCUCCUAGAAACCUAACUGCUUGCCCAAUUGGCGGGAAUCGUUCUGCUGAAUAUAUCUCCAAGAUCGAGGUGCUCUCACCUGCUACUAAGCGUUACGAGAUUGAUAGGUCUGAGUGCUGUGAUGUAGUUCGUAUUGACAAUACUGGCAACGUGAAGAUUAAGAUCAGAGAAUGCAGGAUCGGUGAAGUUAUUGCAUAGAAGUUUCGGCCUCUGUUUGAAGAUCUUUAAUUUUUUUUUUUUUGGAGGAAUAGUGAAAACUAUUUUUGGUGAACAUAAUUAGUACUCUUUUGGAGGAAUAGUAAUUAGUACUCUUUCUGUCCAAAAAAAAUAAAGAGCAGUUAUAGAGCCAAUGACAAAAUAUAAUAACAUUUUAUAGUAACUGAUGUGAACAUUGUAAUUAAAGCACA